This is a messenger RNA of Euleptes europaea (tarantolino), 1691 nucleotides long. Its product is annotated as heat shock factor protein 3-like. Gene Ontology annotation, biological process: regulation of DNA-templated transcription. The record is from RefSeq and is a predicted model, not a curated record. NCBI's taxonomy places the organism in Eukaryota, Metazoa, Chordata, Lepidosauria, Squamata, Sphaerodactylidae. The transcript is spliced from 13 exons. Gene Ontology annotation, molecular function: sequence-specific DNA binding; DNA-binding transcription factor activity. Bases 1 to 1686 code for a protein of 561 amino acids.
AUGCAGCCAGCGGAGGCGGCGGCGGCGGGCGUGCCUGGGGGCGGCGGGGCCGCGGCGGUGCCCGGCUUCCUGGCCAAGCUCUGGGCGCUCGUGGAGGACCCGGGAAGCGACGACGUGAUCUGCUGGAGCCGGAAUGGACAGAACUUCAGCAUUCUGGAUGAGCAGAGGUUUGCGCAAGAAUUGCUUCCCAAAUACUUCAAACACAACAACCUGUCCAGCUUCAUCCGUCAACUCAACAUCUAUGGCUUCAGGAAGGUGAUUGCCCUGGAAAAUGGCAUGAUGACCUCUGCGAAGAACUUGGCCAUUGAGUUCCAGCACCCAUUUUUCAAGCAAGAGAAGUUCAGCUUGCUGGCAAACAUCAAACGCAAGGUGUCUGCAGUGAGAGCGGAGGAUCUCAAGGUCUGCCCAGAGGACUUGCACAAAGUGCUGUCUGAGGUCCAGGAGAUGAGAGAGCAGCAGAGCAACAUGGACCACAAGCUGGCCAACAUGAAAAGGGAGAACCAAGUCCUGUGGAAAGAAGUGGCAUCUCUGCGGCAGAAGCACAUCCAGCAGCAGCAACUCCUCUCCAAGAUCCUUGAGUUCAUACUGAAUUUGAUGAGGCGAAACUGCAUUGUGGGACUGAAGCGGAAACGAUCUCUGUCUGAUGGUUCAGGUGCCUCGCCUUCAAAAUACAGCCAUCAGUAUAUUCGAAUUCCUGUCGAAGAUUGCGAAACGGUGGGCUGCAAAGAUGCUCUCGUAAUUCGUGAGAUCACCAGUGUUCAGGAGGAGGAGGAGGACCAGGGGGGUCGCUCAGAGAGGCCACUUGCUCUAGCGCACACGAUCGAUGGGAAUUGGGGUGGCCAGCUGCCUCCAAGAGAAGGCAUAUCUCCGUGUGACGCUCCGCAGACCUUGGAGCUGGAGCUACCAGAGGUCGACUGUCCAGUUCAGCUUGUGGACAACCCUGUGGGGGGCAGUGUGGAAGAGAGCAGUGCUCUGGAGCUGCAUUCUGCACAGCCCAGUGUGACAGAAGACCCUGCUGCAGUGAUUGCUUCCAUCUUGGAUGAAAACCAGACAGUGGUGCAGAGCGGCCCCAUGCUGGAGAGGGAGGAGAUGCAAGACUUCUUGAACUGUAUUGAUGCAAGCCUCGAGGAACUUCAGGAAAUGCUGUCUGGAAAGAAGAUCAGCUGCAGCUCAGAAACACUUGCCAAUCCCUUCAGUCCUGAACUUCCUGGGUUGGAUGGCAGCUUGACAGAAGAGCCCCCCGAUUUUGACUGUAUGGAGUAUUUGCCAGAAAGUAUAGACACUGUUGAGACAAACGAGCACCAGACACCAGGGAAGAAAGACAUGCAGCUGAUCCAAUACAGGGGGAACCCCUUGCUUUCGUUACUUGAAGAUGUUCCUUCAAGUGAGGUUGUGUGCAAGGUGGAGAACACCAAUGAUGUCCUCCUGGCUUCACUGGAGGACAGACCUCCCCCUCCUCUUCCUUCCGGUGGUGAGGCCGCUGCUCAUCACUUUCCGGAUCCGGCUGCUGAAGGCCCUGGGCCACAGCCACUAGACCCGCCACUUCUCCCUGAAGACGUGAAUGGAGAAUAUAAGCUUUUUCCACUCCUGCUUCUCAGCCCAGUCGCAAACUUCAUAGAAGAAGCGUCUGAAAUCAAGCCGCUUGAACCGGACAAAGAUCUUCUGGAAACGGCUUCCCAGCUGUAGAAUGU